AUGGUGGCCGCGUCGAACCUCCCCGCACCGCUAACGGACGGGGAACUUAUCCAGAGCGCCUCGCUUAGCGAUGUGCCGGAUGCAGAGUCCCUGGCUGCCUGGCUCCUGGACAAAGGCUUGGACACGGCAGACUGGGGCAAAGACAACACCAAGGGCGUCAGCAAAUUCUGGAAGGAGAUCAAGCUGAACGAAGCUGCACUGGAGCUCUGGCGGGCAGCGGAUGGCAGUCUGAUUCCCGUGCGAACUACCCAUGUUCUCCGAGCGAAGGUAACCUCGCCGGACAGAUAUGAGCGAGGCAUUUUCCUUUUCAACACCUGGCAGCAGUACGGAGAUGGCCGCACCCGGACGCGGAAUGGUCUCCUGUCAGAGAAAUUGACGACUGACGAAAUGCCCUUGGAAGAAAACCUUCACGAGGUGUGCCGGCGUGCUGUUACCGAGGAAGAGAUGCAGCGGGUGGUGGAGUCGACCAUGAAGAUCGGGUUGGGGAGACCCGCGCCGGAGUACGACCCAAACUACACCUGCCCCCUCGAGGUGGUCAACGAACACUUCGUGGACCACAUCAUUGAGCUAGAGAAGUCCAAAAGCUAUCCAGGACUGCUAACCAUGUACCAUCUCUACACGGUGGACAUCGUAUGUACGGGUUUGCCAUUGACGGAUCUGAACACGCUGGAGUUCGAGCAUCCGGACAAGGAUGGCAAGCGAAAGCUCAAGUACAUCCACGCCUGGGUGUGGCUGGAGUGGCCACAGAUUCAGCGGUAUCUCUUCGAGGGCAGCGAGCUCAAAGAGACAAAGCGCAAAGGCUCCUUUGCCAAUGCGGGGGCCUUGACGACAUGGCUCUCCCAGUUUGACCUGCGGAUGGAGAAGUGGGGCAAAGGAACCCUCAAGUCCGUAGAGGCCUUGUUCAAGGAGAUCGAGAAUGAGGACUCCCUUCUCGAGCUCUGGGGCCGACACGACGGAGUGCCGAUGCUCAUGCGCGUGACCCACGUCUUGCAGCUGCGCGUGACCUCCCCGGAGCCGAGCCUGAAGGGCACAGAGAUAUCAAUCUGGGAGUAUAAGGAGAGACAGAGCCCUCGCCUGCAAAAGGCUUAUGAGGAGCUCUUGAAUGGCAAGCGGCGGGUGACCCACACCCUCCCAGCGAUGAAGCUGACGUUGAAGCUUGACUUUGGUCUGAACGAGUUUGCUUUCUUUACGGCGCAGCCACACGAGUCGGCAGGGCGCAGGAAGGACAUGCCUUACGACGAGGAGAAGUUUCGAGCCUCCGCGGCUGCCUUGGCGACCGGGUUCGCGAUCAAGUUACAACUGGUCGAGGUGACUGAGCAGCUGAACCAUGUCGUGGACAUCCACUACCGGAUCACUCCGAGCACGUCCUUGCGGGACUCGGAGCCCUCCGGUGUGCAGCUCCACGAAGUCCACUUCGUCGAGCAGCGGCACGACGUCGAAGAAUCUCCGUCCUACAGGGGGCUCUUCACCAUGUACCACCUCUACUGCAUGGAAGCCGAGUGCUCAGGCCUGCCGAUCAGUGAUUUUGCCUCAAUGGACCUCAAGGACGGCAAUAUCUACAGCCUCAAGGGUUGGUCCUGGUCUUCGGCCCAGCGCGUCAUGGAUAUCAUGCGCCAUCGAUCGCUAGUGAUUGAGCGCGAGCAGGCGGCCGCCCAUGCGAAGUGGAGGGACGCAGGUCAGACCUGUCUCGACUGCGUUGGCAGGCGCCAUGGGGCUUAUGUGCAAGGGCUACUAGAAUUGACUUAUUAUCGAAUCUAUCGUCGUACCACCAUGAGAAAGGGUACUUGGGGGGUCCUGGUUGGGCCUGUAUUAAGCAUAGCAGUCAGAGGGCGUCUCGCUUCCUAG
Messenger RNA from Symbiodinium sp. CCMP2456, 1845 nucleotides. The record is from the annotation of a GenBank genome assembly. Lineage: Eukaryota; Dinophyceae; Suessiales; Symbiodiniaceae.